This is a messenger RNA of Heterobasidion irregulare TC 32-1, 2493 nucleotides long. RefSeq lists its product as uncharacterized. The transcript is spliced from 4 exons. Lineage: Eukaryota; Fungi; Basidiomycota; Agaricomycetes; Russulales; Bondarzewiaceae. The record is from RefSeq and is a predicted model, not a curated record. Bases 1 to 2493 code for a protein of 830 amino acids.
AUGGCACACGCACAUCACCACUACGACCACGCGCCCCGCGCCCGACGCUCUUUCUACGACGACAGCAGCUCCGACUUUGACGACACGCGCUCCGUCGCGUCCUCCACGCGCGAGUCCUUCAUGGACCUCACCUCGCCCUCGACGCCCCACUUCAGCCGCCACGACCGCCUGCAGCCACAGCAUGCCCCCGACUCCGACGCCGACGACGUGUACUACGGCGGCCUGAGCGUGCGCGCGAGCUCGGACACGACGUACUCCGACGAUUCCCCCGUCGUGCUCUCGCCGAUGCGCUUCUCGCGUCCCGAGCGCAUCGGCCCCGUCAACGCGGACGCGGACUCGGACGGAGACACGGAGACGGAGGGCGAGGCGGACCCACGCCCCGCCCACGCCCACAACCACGCCCCCGCGCCGCGCGGUGGCACGCGGGCGCACAUACGAGUAGACACUGGCCACGAUAAAGCAGUGCGUCCCCGCAUCUCCUUUAUCUCUCUUAGCGCCCAACUGACAGGACCUUUCAACUCAUCGUGGCUGUGCAUGACCGGCGGACAGCAGGCGCGCCGCGGGCCAAAGCCACCGCUGCCGGAGGCCCCGAAGCCCCUGUUCCACGGACGCGGGCCAACGUCGACGUCGACGUCCGCGACGAAGCGGUCCCCGAGCACGCCCGGGGGCGGGUGCGGGACACCGGCGCUGUCGCUAUCCGUCGCGAGCUCGCCCGCGGCUUCGGCGUCGGCGUCGCCGGUGCGCUCGCCGGACGUGCCGCCGACGACGAACCUGCUGAACCGGCAGGAGCGGGCGGAGCUGGUGCGCAAGACGCGGAAGCUGGCGCAGAUGUUUGGGCAGACGCCGUCUGGGCUGGCGAUGGCGAUGGCGGGCGGAGGGGUGGGCUCGCCGCGGCAGGGGUCGCCGCCUGCACGGCUGGUGCUGCCGGGGCACGGGCACCGGGGCGCGGUGUCGAUAUCGGGAGGCGAGGGGGAGGUGGUCGGGGUGGGCGGACAGAGCAGCAGCAGCAGGGAGAGCCGGCGGCGGUCGAUGCCACUGAGCCCGAGCGAGAUGAGCACGGUGCUGUCGGACCGGAGAUCGGGGGUGGUCGGGGGCAGCGGUAGACAGACGGACGCGGAGUCGUUCAUGGACCUGUCAGACGAGGAGCGGGGGACUGCGGGGGCGAGGGACGGGCGGACCUCGCGGGUGCACGGGCGCCUGUCCGUGCUCUCCACGGCAACGACGACGAGCGGGGACGGACUGGACGAUAUGGCCUCCCUCGUGCUCGAUCCGGCGGAGGAGGAGCGCAGGCGCAAGCGUGAGAAACUCGCCAAGCUCCAUCGCUUCCUCGGCUCGCGUGUCCCCGCUUCUCUUGUCCUCGGCUUCAACGACGCUGAUCCCGACGCAUCCCUCCCCGCCCCCCAGACCCCGCUCCCCGCCCCCGCAAUCCCCGCCGACGGCCCCUCGGACACCGACGCCCGUGCGUGGCCCCGCCUCCGCCGACGCAGCAGCUCCGCGGCAGAGAUGAAGAGCGUAUGGCUCGACCCCGCCGACAGAGUCAAGGAGGACCUCGACGACCGCGAGAAGGCCAUCAACGUCCGCAGGGCCAUCAAAAUGGAAAAGAUGUUCGGCGUCCCGCCCCCGCAGACCCUCUACCACACCCGUCACUCCCCGGCCGUCACGCCGCACUCCCCCACCUCCUCCGCCCGCUUCAGCGUCGCCUCCGACCUGCCCUCCCCGUCCCUCGGCGACGUCCCCGCGUCCCCCACCGGCCGCAACAUAAACCAGAGCGCCUACGUCAACAAGGGCAAGGGCCGCAGGUCCUCUCACCGCCCAGGCCACUCCAGCCCGUCAGAGUCCAUGCAGAACCUCCUCAUCCACAACGCAGACUACACCCUCUCCGGCUCCCCGUCGUCCCCCUCCGCGUCCCUCUCCCUCGACCACCGCGCGUCGUCCAUCUACAUGCACUACCGCCAUUCCCUCAACUCCCUUAAUGACAUCAUCGAUAGGGACGACAAGGAGUCCCUGGCCGAGCUCCACCAAUAUAUCACCAACGACCUCGCCUCCCUGGACCCCCCUACCUCCCCACCCCACAACGCCUUGGAGCACCCGUACCAGCACCCGUACCAGCAUCCGCACCCGCACCCGCACCAGUCCCCGCAACCCCACCAGCACCCGUACACGCACGCGCUCGCGCAGUCCGAGGCCAAGGCCCUCCGCGCCGAGCGCCGCCGCUCGCUCCCCGUCCGCACCUCCACGCUCUCCCUCGCGUCGCAGUACACCCUCGCGUCCCCCGAGCCCGAGAUGGUCUCCUUCCAGGCCCGCCGCCGCCGCGCGGCGAAGCUCACCAGCUUCUUCGGCGUCGACUACCGCGACCUCGUCGGCGAGAUCCUCGACAGCAUCGAGCAUGGGCUCCAGGAGGACGGCAGCCGCGGCAGUCUGCAGCCGGAGGAGAUGCAGGAGCUGCUCCAGAGACUGCGCAAGCUCAAGACGAAGCGCCCAGGAUUGGUCUAG